GCGAGCGGCGGCGGGCGCGGCCUCCCGAGGUCUUGUGCAUGGCUGAGCAUGGACCCCGCAGCCGCGCAUAGCUGCCACCUGCUUCAGCAGCUGCACGAGCAGCGGAUCCAGGGCCUGCUGUGUGACUGCACGCUCGUGGUAAAAGGUGUCUGCUUCAAAGCACACAAGAACGUCCUCGCUGCCUUCAGCCAGUACUUUAGGAGUCUCUUUCAGAAUUCAUCAGGCCAGAAGAAUGACGUUUUCCACUUGGAUAUUAAAAAUGUCAGUGGCAUCGGACAGAUCCUGGACUUCAUGUACACGUCUCAUCUAGAUUUGAACCAGGGCAACGUACAAAUCAUGCUGGACAUAGCACAGUGCUUGCAAGUGCCCAACGUUCUGAGUCUGUGUCACACAUUCCUGAAACCCACCACUGGGGAGCAGCCCCCCAGCACGCUAUGUAGCAGCGCCUUCCCCACUCCAGGCGCUCUGACCCCCAACUCUGACUGCGUCAUCAGGGAUCACUACCCUCCCUUGCUGCCGGCCUGCUCGGCUCAGGGGCAGCCAAGCAAAGUGCUGGACGACCCACAUUCCCACGGGUCGCCACCAGUGACUCUUCAUCCUUCCCCAAGUGAAGCGUCCAAACAAGCCCCUGCUGCCUCCGAUGGCGAAUGCCCAGAGCCUUUCAAACAGCCGAACCACUACUCCAAGCUCCGGAACUUUUACAGUAAGCAGUACUAUAAGCACGCCGCCUGUCCCGGCCGCCAGAGGGGAGUGGAGCAGCCCUUGGCAGUGGGCAGUGCCACCGACCUCAGCGCUGUCGUUGAGAACCAGCCGUGUGCCCUCAGUCAUUCAGAGUGCGUCCUUGAGGCCACCGAGCAUUUACCCUCCAACUCCCUGAGUCCACUCCUGCCCGGGGCGGCUGCAGCUCCGGAGCCGGAGCCCCCCUGCCACCAUCCUGCCAAGCAGAUGCGUCUCAAGAAGGCCGUGCACCUGAAGAAGCUCAACUUCCUCAAGUCCCAGAGACCUGCAGAGCCAGAUGCCCACCCCAGCACUGAUGGCGGGUUAGUCCAGGGGACGGGGCCUGCUCAGGACAACCCGAGAGAGAGAAUUAAUGGCCCAAGCCCUGAGCGGGAGGAGCAGGAAGGACUUGGGAACCCUGAGCGCUUCAGUUGCGAUCAUGAGGUGGAGCGGCCGGAAGAGCAGGCCCCUCAGGAAGACCAGUCCCCGGCCCUCCAGACACAGAGACAGUACGCGUGCGAGUUGUGCGGGAAACCGUUCAAACACCCCAGCAAUCUGGAGCUUCACAGACGGUCUCAUACAGGUGAGAAACCUUUUGAAUGUAACAUUUGUGGGAAACAUUUCUCUCAGGCGGGGAACUUGCAGACACACCUGCGCAGACACUCGGGCGAGAAGCCCUACAUCUGCGAGAUCUGUGGCAAGAGGUUUGCAGCCUCGGGGGACGUGCAGCGGCACAUCAUCAUCCACUCCGGAGAGAAGCCACACCUGUGUGACAUCUGCGGACGAGGCUUCAGCAACUUCAGUAACCUGAAGGAGCACAAGAAGACGCACACAGCCGACAAGGUCUUCACGUGCGACGAGUGUGGCAAGUCGUUCAACAUGCAGAGGAAGCUGGUCAAGCACCGCGUCCGCCACACAGGCCAGCGGCCCUACAGCUGCGCCGCCUGCGGAAAGUGCUUCGGGGGCUCGGGUGACCUGCGGCGGCACGUGCGCACCCACACGGGGGAGAAGCCAUACACGUGUGAGAUCUGCGACAAGUGCUUCACGCGCUCGGCCGUGCUGCGACGCCACCGCAAGAUGCACUGCCGCGCCGCCGCCCCGGACGUGCUGGAGGAGCUGGCCCAGGCCAUGGACGCGUCUGACCUCGAGCAGCCUCAGGGCUCCGACUCCUUCACCCAGGACAUGGCCGCGUCCCUGCUGCCCGCAGCAGGGAAGCUCCCGGGCCCAGAGGCGGGGGCGAUCGGUGGCCGCCCCUGUAAGUUCCGCUCCCUGGAGCCGCCCGCCAGGAGCCAGCAGGAGAAGCUCACUAUGGACCCCGAGAAGCUGGCCAAGGCACCCCUGCCGCCCGCACAGCAGCCGGCCUACACCUACACAGACGUGAGCGCUGCCGCUGGCGACGAGCUGCCCGCCGACGGCAUGUCGCUGAUCCGCUCGUCACUGGCAGCGUUGGACAACCAGGGGCCCGACGCCCUGGGUAGCCGGACAGCCGCCACGGCCUACCGGAACUCGGAAGGCCAGUUCUUCUCCGGCAUGACCCUCUGGGGGCUGGCCAUGAAGACGCUGCAGAAUGAGGGCGAGCUGGAGCAGUGACACCAGCCAGAUCUGGGGCGGGUCCGGCGGAACUCGAGAGCAGGCACAGGGCGGGAGGCGCCUCCGGGGAGACACUGGCUCACUGGCCAGCCCGAGGGGUGGCGUGUGGACUUGGGACCAGUGGGCAU
Sorex fumeus (smoky shrew) is the source of this 2435-nucleotide messenger RNA. RefSeq names its product zinc finger and BTB domain containing 49 (gene ZBTB49). Gene Ontology annotation, molecular function: DNA-binding transcription factor activity, RNA polymerase II-specific; protein binding; RNA polymerase II cis-regulatory region sequence-specific DNA binding. The transcript has 8 exons. Gene Ontology annotation, cellular component: nucleus. Gene Ontology annotation, biological process: regulation of transcription by RNA polymerase II. The coding region runs from base 49 to 2307 and encodes 752 amino acids. Lineage: Eukaryota; Metazoa; Chordata; Mammalia; Eulipotyphla; Soricidae. The record is from RefSeq and is a predicted model, not a curated record.